Adineta ricciae is the source of this 1007-nucleotide messenger RNA. NCBI's taxonomy places the organism in Eukaryota, Metazoa, Rotifera, Eurotatoria, Adinetida, Adinetidae. The record is from the annotation of a GenBank genome assembly.
CAUUCUUAAAAAUGAAUGUCUCCGAGUUAGAAACCAUCGGAAAAAGUAAAUUUAUUUUUUAUCGCAUCAAAUUUACAAUAUUACUUUUAUUACAAAUAUCAUCAAUCAUAGUUUCUAUUCUUAUCUUUAUUUAUUUUACUAAACAUCGUACUCAUAUUCGAGCUGCACAAAAUCAUGGAUUACUUGUUUUACUUAUCAUAAAUUCUCUUCAGCUUGUAUUUGAUAUUCCACUUAGUCUUAGUUUUUACAUUCGUGGUUACGUAAAUCCACCUGUUGCAAGUUAUUGUAUAUGGUGGACAUUUUUUGAGUAUAUAAUCUAUGCAUCAAGUGAAUAUUUAUUAGCAAUUAUAUCUCUUCAACGACAUAUAUUUAUUUUUUAUCAAAAUAUUUUGCGAAAAUGUUGGAUACGUCAUCUAUUACAUCAUUUUCCACUUCUAUUUUGUAUUAUUUAUCCAACGAUAUUCUAUAUCUAUGCAAUUCUUUUGUAUCCAUGUGAUGAUACUCAAUGGGAUUUUACUAGUCGAGUAUGUGGCUUUGCUAAUUGUUAUUUAGCGUAUGGAAGUUCUCUUGGCUCAUUCGAUCUUGUGGUUAAUAACAGUUUACCGGUUUUUAUUGAUAUUAUAUCGAAUGCAGUUUUGAUUGCACGAGUAUUUACACAGAAACGUCGUAUGCAACAAUCAACAAAUUGGCGACAUCAACAACGGAUGUUAAUACAACUAUUUUCUGUUUCAGGGCUUUAUUUAAUAGGAUGGGGACCGUUUCUUACAGUUUAUAUUAUCAAUGUUCUUAUUGAUCCAACUUUUCUUAAUUAUAUUCAACAGAAUUACUUUGGUGAUCUGAUUUAUAUUAUCUAUUUUUGCCUUCCAUGGAUGUGGCUUGGCUUUUUUCCUGAAUUAACUCGAUGGAUUAUACAAGGAUAUCGUCGUUUACGACGAGAUAAUAGUGUUGGAGUUGUACAGAGACAAUCAGUUAACCGCCUUAAAUCAAACAUCUCGCGCAAAAAAUAA